Messenger RNA from Pimephales promelas (fathead minnow), 925 nucleotides. Lineage: Eukaryota; Metazoa; Chordata; Actinopteri; Cypriniformes; Leuciscidae. The record is from RefSeq and is a predicted model, not a curated record.
CUUAAAUUGUCUUGUACUUUGACAUGAACACCAUAACCAUGAGAUCGGCUUUAUUUCUACUGCUGAUGGGUCUCUUGGCCAAUGGACGAGAGUUACUCUGGCAAAACUACUAUGAUCAGCCUCUUGAUUUUAAGUGCCCUCCAGGACAGUCAAUAUCCCACAUAAAGAGCCAACAUCAUAAUAUAUACGAGGACAGGAUUUGGGAGUUUGGCUGCAAAGACACCUUCGACUCUGCUACAGACUGUUUCUCGUCCCCUUACGCCAAUGAUUUUGACCAACUGCUACACUUUGAGUGUCCACCAAACUACAUCAUGACAGGAAUGAGCAGCUACCACAACAACUACCAUGAGGACAGACGGUGGCAGUUUCACUGCUGUAGAAGUAGAGGCCUGUAUACUGCUCACUGCAAGUGGACUACUUAUGUGAACUAUUUUGAUGAGGCCUUUCACUGGACUGUGCCAAACCUAAACUACCUGGUGGGUGCUGAAAGCUACCAUUCAAAUAUGAAAGAAGACCGUCGCUGGAUGUACCAGUAUUGUGCUAAAGUGUGGCCAACCAUGUUUUAACAUUUACAGACAUUCUGUACUUCAGAUGAAUGUAUGUGUGUCAAACACCUGACUGUGUGUAUAAGUAAAAAAUAUGGGAAAUGGAACUAGACAGAUGACUAGUUAGAAUUUUAAAGUUAGAAACAUUAAAACAAAGUCUCCUCUAUACCCAGUAACAAAACAGUCUACCUAUGAAGAACCAAUGAAAUUAAUGUCAUUAUGGCAUAGUACCCUAUUGUAUAAAAACGGUCGUAUCAGUAUUUUCGGGGGGAUUCUCAAUGGAAUUUAUCUGAGAUCCACUGGCCUUGUUUUUACUUGGGAGAUUCUCUGAGUAUUGCUCGAGAACUCUCCUGGCCGUAAUUAAAAGCAUUGAAAAGACA